UUUACUUUGACUCCGGGCUUAACGAGUGUGAUUAGCAAUCAUGUCAUCCGCAACAAAAGCGUCUAGGAUUGGGGAAGAGCUGUGGAAGACGAGAGUUGACAAAGUGAACGCCGAGUUGGUAACAUUAACGUACGGUACAAUUGUCGCGCAACUUUGCCAGGACUACGAUGGAAACUACCAAGAAGUGAACAAGCAACUGGAGAAGAUGGGCUACAAUAUUGGAAUGCGACUUAUCGAGGACUUUUUGGCCAAGUCGGGCGUGGGCCGUUGUGCUAAUUUCCGGGAAACAGCGGAUAUGAUUGCAAAGGUUGGGUUCAGGAUCUUCCUCAACAUCGCGCCCACGGUCACCAACUGGACAAGUGACAACAACCAAUUCUCUCUCAUAUUUGAAGAGAACCCGUUGGCGGAUUUCGUUGAGCUGCCUGAUGACGGACGGGCUCAAGAUGAGCUGUGGUUCUCUAAUAUUCUUUGUGGAGUUCUGCGGGGUGCAUUGGAGAUGGUGCAAAUGCAGAUCGAGGCGCAUUUUGUGAGCGAUGUUUUGCGGGGCGAUGACACUACGGAGAUGCGGGUAUCGCUUGUAAGGUACAUUGAGGACGAGAUGCCACCCGAUGAGGAGUGAUGGCGCCAGCCGUAUGGUUCUGAAAUUGUUUAUACAAGUAGAGGCGUCUGGUGUUAUGAGGGUUUAAUCCGCCGAUCUGGAGCUGCAGUUACCAAUGAAAUACUACCUUUAUUACGAC
Messenger RNA from Aspergillus piperis CBS 112811, 737 nucleotides. Its product is annotated as TRAPP complex core subunit BET3. Gene Ontology annotation, cellular component: cytosol; cis-Golgi network membrane; TRAPP complex. The record is from RefSeq and is a predicted model, not a curated record. The coding region runs from base 41 to 619 and encodes 192 amino acids. Lineage: Eukaryota; Fungi; Ascomycota; Eurotiomycetes; Eurotiales; Aspergillaceae. The transcript has 5 exons. Gene Ontology annotation, biological process: intra-Golgi vesicle-mediated transport; endoplasmic reticulum to Golgi vesicle-mediated transport.